Messenger RNA from Microthlaspi erraticum, 3207 nucleotides. Lineage: Eukaryota; Viridiplantae; Streptophyta; Magnoliopsida; Brassicales; Brassicaceae. The record is from the annotation of a GenBank genome assembly.
AUGUGCAUCCAAGGUGCUGAUCCAAAAGUUUACUCAAACUGUAUCGACCUUGCUUCUAAAGCAAUGAUAGAGAAAUGUCCAAACCAGACAGAAGGCCUAGCCUGGCCGGAAAAUGUGAUUCUUUGUAUGGUACGUUACUCCAACCGCUCGUUUUUCGGAUCACUAGAGUUGGAACCAAGUUAUGUACUAUACAACAGUGGAGCUAUAAGAUCCAAUUUAACGGAGUUUAAUAAAUUGUGGGAGGACUUAACAAGUCGUGUGAUAGAUGGAGCUACUUCAUCUUCAUCUCAAGGCAAGUACUAUGCAGCUGAAAAAGUACCUUUGACACCUAUUCAGAAUGUAUACGCGUUAAUGCAAUGCACUUCGAUCUUAUCUCUGCGAGAUUGCAACAUUUGUUUGAAACAAAGUGUCAGAGACUAUGAAAGUUGUUGCCGUGGGUACCAAGGUGGGAUUGUUUUCCGUCCCAGCCAAGGUAGUGAGUCAAUCUCAGCAGGAAUCGUUGUGGCAAUUGUUGGCAAUUAUCUUCUUAGUACUAUAUGCUAUAACAAUUUAUGUUUGCAGGAGGAGAAAGUGAUCAGACCGAGCUAUUGUUCGCCAAGCUGCAACAGAGAGAAACGUAAUAGGUCAAGCCGUCAAGGUGGAUUUGGAGAAGUUUACAAGGCUGUUCUUAAUGGGACAGAAGUUGCGGUUAAGAGGCUGUCAAAAGCAUCAGGACAAGGUGCAAGAGAUUUCAAGAAUGAGGCUGUUCUUGUGGCAAAGCUUCAGCAUAGAAAUCUUGUUAGGCUUCUUGGAUUUUGCGUGGAAGGAGAAGAAAAGACACUUGUUUAUGAGUUUGUGCCUAACAAAAGCCUCGACUACUUCCUAUUCGAGUCUUCAAAACAUGGCCAAGUGGAUUGGAAAACGAGAUACAAGAUCGUCCAGGGGAUUGCUCGAGGUGUUCUUUAUCUUCAUCAAGAGUCGCGGCUCACAAUCAUACACAGUGACCUCGAAGGAAGUAACAUUCUCUUGGAUGCUGACACGAACCCAAAGAUUGCAGAUUUUGGAAUGGCAAGGAUUAUGGGGAUGGACCAAACUCAAUCCGAUACGAGCAGGAUUGUUGGAACCUAUGGUUACAUGGCUCCUGAGUAUGCGCUGCAUGGCCAUUUCUCGAUGAAAUCAGAUGUCUAUAGUUUUGGAGUCAUAGUUCUUGAAAUUAUAAGCGUGUACUCAACAAUGGAUGGAGAUGAUCCAGAAGUUCCAAAUACAGAACAUCAGCUUCCCUCACAACGCUCUGUUCGUCAAAAGCAUGAUCCAGCAUGGGCACAUGUCUCUCAAACUUUGGAUUCGAAUGGGAAAAGUACACUUACAUGUGACUUUUGUAAAAAGAAAAAUCAAGGAGGUGGUAUCAAUAGAAUGAAACAACACUUGGCUGGAGUGAAAGGGAAUACAAAUGCAUGCAAGAAUGUCCCUCCAGAAGUUCAACAUGCAAUGAGAAUGUCUCUGAAAGAAAAUGAUGAUAGGGCAAAGGAGAAAAGUGGAGUGAAUAAUACUAGACAGUUUGUUGAUUUAGAGGAUGACGAAGAUUCUGGUCAAGGUUUUAUGCCUCCAAGACAGAAAAGAAAGGCCAAUACCGACAUAAACUCUUACUUCAAGCAGGGUUUACAAGAUCAGUCACAACCAACCAUAAAAUCAUGUUUGCAGAGUAAGGAAAAGAUUCAUGAUGCUGAUAUGGCAGUUGCAUUGUUUUUCUAUGAUGUAUGUAUGCCCAUGAAUGCUGUGAAUUCUAGAUUUUAUCAGCCUAUGAUCAGCAAAAGGGCCUUCGUAUCAUGCUCUAUACGUGUUGGUUUACUACGUGAUGCCAAGCUGCAAGUUUCUUUAAUUAUUGAAUCUUUUAGGAGUACAUGGGCUGAAACUGGUUGUACUCUGAUGGCUGAUGGAUGGAAAGAUACUAGGCAAAGACCUUUAAUAAAUUUUUUGGUCUAUUGUCCUAAGGGGAUAACUUUCAUCAAGUCAGUUGAUGCUUCAGGAAUAUAUACAACUGCAGAGAAUUUGUGUAACCUAUUUGCUGAGGUUGUGGAUAUGAUUGGCCCCCAAAAUGUAGUCCAUAUGGUGACAGAUAGUGCACCUAACUACAAAGCUGCUGGUGGUAAGCUUACAGAAAGAUAUCCUACCAUAUAUUGGUCACCCUGUGCAGCUCACUGUAUUAACUUGAUACUAGAAGAUGUGGGAGAGCUACCUCUGGUCAAGAAAUUAACCAGCUAUGCAUCAAAGAUAACUAUCUUUGUGUAUAACCAUAAGAAUAUCUUGAACUGGUUGAGAAACAGGCCGGGUUGGAGAGAGAUAAUUCGUCCUGCAGAAACUCGUUUUGCUACAAGUUUCAUAGCUUUACAAAGCUUGUAUGCGCAUAAAGAUUACUUGCAGAGUAUGGUUGUUGAUGAGGAGUUCAGAAAGAUAUCAAGAUCUGAAAAAGCAAAACUUGUGAAACAACUUAUCUUUGAUGAUGACUUUUGGAAAGAGUGCUUUGUGGUUGUCCAGAUUAUGGCUCUUUUGAUCCGUUUGUUGCGUAUUUGCGAUUCUGAUGAGAAACCAUCUUUGCCUUAUGUAUAUGAAGGAAUGUAUAGGGCACGGUUAGGCGUCAAGAAGAUAUUUAAGAAGGAGAAAAGACUCUACAAGCCUUACACGAGGAUCAUUGAUAGUCGGUGGGAUAAGAUGUUGCGCCGUGAUAUUUAUGCUGCAGCUUAUUUUUUGAAUCCAGCCUUUUUAGAACGAGAGGGUAGUUUCUCUCGAGAGAUAGCACUUACUUGUAGCAAAACUACUCGACCUGAUGAAUGGUGGAAACUAUUUGGGUUUGAUAUUCCUGAUUUGCAAAAGCUUGCAAUCCGAAUCCUUAGUCAAACAGCUUCUUCAUCUGGAUGUGAGCGAAACUGGAGUGUGUUCGAACGCAUUCACACCAAAAAGAGGAAUAGGCUGGAGCAUCAAAGGCUCAAUGAUCUUGUUUUUGUUCAUUAUAACUUACGUUUACAAGACAGGUCCAAGAAAAAUAGAUCAUAUGAUCCUGUGGAUUAUGAGUCAAUCGAUAAAACUGAGUUUUGGAUUGUGGAAGAAGAAGAAGAAGGCGAACUUGAUCUUGCUGAGCUAGAAGAUAAACUUCUUGAGGAAUAUCCCAAAGAUGACGAUGAACCCACUCCUGGUGUUGAAGAUUUGGACAAAGAAGAUUGGAUGCUCUAG